Molecule: messenger RNA, 665 nt
Organism: Ctenocephalides felis (cat flea)
Lineage: Eukaryota; Metazoa; Arthropoda; Insecta; Siphonaptera; Pulicidae
Product: eukaryotic translation initiation factor 4E-binding protein Mextli-like
Exons: 4
Coding region: 243-665 (140 amino acids)
Biological process (GO): positive regulation of translation; regulation of formation of translation initiation ternary complex
Cellular component (GO): cytoplasm; RNA cap binding complex
Molecular function (GO): eukaryotic initiation factor 4E binding; translation initiation factor activity
Source: RefSeq, a predicted model, not a curated record
CGUAAAAACAUCGAGCCACCACGGCCUUUGAAAUCAGCUCAAAAAUCUACUAUGAGCACACAGGAUAAUCAAGUGACAGAUGAAUAUCUUAUAUCAUUUGCUGAAACACUAUCGAACACUAUAUUAACGAAUCCUACGGAUCAAAGUUCACUUUGUGAGUUGAUGUGGCUGAGUAAUCAACUAAAGUUGCGUGGCCCCAUAUUAGAAGUGAAUUAUGGAGAUUCUCUGGAUAAAAUAUUUUUAUGUUUCGAAACGUAUUACAAUUCGAUAAUCUGAAUUAUAAUAUUCGCUUGCCUUUAUUGCAAUUGGUAGAAUUAAGAGCAAACCGAUGGAAAUGUACAGAUGGAGUUAAUUCUUAUUAUCGGCCUAAAGUUUCAAAAAUUCAAGAGACAUCACCUAUAGAGCCAGUAAUUCUCAGUACUUCACCAGAACCAUUUAGCAAUAUAGCUCCUGGUCAGCAAUUAUUAGAACAAGGUGAAGUAGUACGAGCUUCUGGAAAAUAUAAUAAACCCACAAAGAUACAGGGCAAGAAUUAUUUUAAAGAUGAAGUUGUAAUAAGAAAUGCAGAUUCGGGAAAGAAAUUGUGCAAUUCUUUUGCAGUUAAUCCAGGAGCGAAAGAAAGACUAGUCCAGAUUACAGGACCAUCAGAGGAAAAAAUUAAGUGA